This is a messenger RNA of Cyclocybe aegerita, 303 nucleotides long. The record is from the annotation of a GenBank genome assembly. NCBI's taxonomy places the organism in Eukaryota, Fungi, Basidiomycota, Agaricomycetes, Agaricales, Hemipholiotaceae.
AUGGAACGGAAACGGGAUCGGGCCGAUAAUCCCAACCAAUGGGAUGGGCAGCUGAAUCCUGCCGAACCGCGAUCAACAAUGUUGAACAUCGUUGAUCUGGGUCUUUCUUCACCUCCUCCCUCAACCCUUCGUGACGAAACAGCCCCGAAACACAAAGAAAGAACUCCGUCCACAUCGAUAACAAACCAACAAAGCCGCCCCUCCCCUCAUGACAGGGAUGUGGGCUCGGGCACCUCCCUGCCCAUGUCCGCCUGCUUGCCCACAACUGCCCGCUCACCCGCUCGCCCACCAUCGCCCUCUUGA